GUUUAACCGUGUAUGAUGCAGGAGUCCAACGGAGUUUUAGAACUAGAUGACCUUUCACCAGAGCACGGACGUUCAGAUUCCUAUCGUGUGGCAACUGUACCCUCGAGUUACGAUGACAAUAAAACUGCAGAUGGCAGAGCAAAGUCACGAAGGAAGAAUACGAAGAAGGCAAGGAAAGCAGAUGAUUUAGACGACUUAAAACAAGAAUUGGACAUCGAUUAUCAUAAGAUCUCACCCGAAGAAUUGUAUCAAAGGUUCCAAACACAUCCAGAAAAUGGCCUCAGUCAUGCGAAAGCGAAGGAAAAUUUGGAACGGGACGGACCCAACGCACUCACACCACCCAGGACAACCCCCGAAUGGGUCAAGUUCUGUAAAAAUUUAUUCGGUGGUUUCGCACUCCUCUUGUGGAUCGGAGCUAUCCUCUGUUUUACCGCCUACUCCAUUCUGGCUAGUACCGUUGAAGAGCCGUCCGAUGAUAACCUUUAUCUCGGCAUUGUACUAGCUGCUGUUGUUAUCGUUACAGGUAUAUUUUCGUAUUAUCAAGAAAGUAAGAGCUCCAAGAUUAUGGAGUCAUUCAAAAAUAUGGUACCUCAAUUCGCUACGGUACUUAGGGAAGGUGAGAAGUUGACACUUCGCGCCGAAGAUUUAGUUUUGGGUGAUGUCGUCGAGGUGAAAUUCGGUGACAGAAUCCCAGCUGAUAUUCGUAUCAUUGAAUCCCGAGGCUUCAAAGUUGACAAUUCCUCAUUGACCGGAGAAUCCGAGCCACAGAGCCGGAGCCCCGAAUUCACUCACGAAAAUCCAUUGGAAACUAAGAAUUUGGCUUUCUUCUCGACCAACGCUGUGGAGGGCACUGCCAAGGGUGUUGUGAUCAGCUGCGGUGAUCACACUGUUAUGGGUAGGAUCGCCGGUCUCGCUUCCGGCUUGGACACCGGGGACACUCCCAUUGCCAAGGAAAUCCACCAUUUCAUCCAACUUAUUACCGGAGUCGCUGUGUUCUUAGGUGUUACAUUCUUCGUCAUUGCAUUUAUCUUAGGCUACCAUUGGCUCGACGCUGUCAUCUUUUUGAUCGGUAUCAUCGUAGCUAAUGUACCAGAAGGUUUACUCGCUACCGUAACCGUAUGUUUGACACUGACUGCUAAGAGGAUGGCCUCAAAGAACUGUUUGGUUAAGAAUUUGGAAGCUGUUGAAACUCUUGGAUCAACUAGCACAAUUUGCUCUGAUAAAACCGGAACACUGACUCAAAACAGGAUGACUGUCGCUCACAUGUGGUUCGAUAACCAAAUCAUUGAGGCUGAUACUACCGAAGAUCAAUCUGGCGUCCAAUAUGAUCGUACUUCUCCCGGAUUCCAAGCCCUCUCCCGUAUCGCUACUCUCUGCAACCGUGCCGAAUUCAAGCCAGGCCAAGACGGUAUUCCAAUUUUGAAACGCGAAGUUAACGGUGACGCUUCCGAAGCUGCUCUUUUGAAAUGCAUGGAAUUGGCUUUGGGAGAUGUUAUGAGCAUCAGGCGUAAGAAUAAGAAGGUUUGUGAAAUUCCAUUCAACUCUACCAACAAAUACCAAGUAUCCUGCCACGAAAACGAAGAUCCCAACGACCCCAGGCACAUCUUGGUCAUGAAGGGAGCCCCAGAACGUAUUUUGGAAAGGUGCAGCAGCAUCUUCAUCUGCGGAAAGGAAAAGGUCUUAGACGAGGAGAUGAAGGAAGCAUUCAACAACGCAUAUCUCGAAUUGGGUGGUCUCGGUGAACGUGUACUUGGUUUCUGCGAUUUCUUGAUGCCCAGCGAUAAAUUCCCACUUGGUUUCAAAUUCAAUUCCGACGACGCUAACUUCCCAAUUGAAGGACUCAGAUUUGUUGGUCUUAUGUCUAUGAUUGAUCCUCCGAGAGCCGCUGUACCAGAUGCCGUUGCCAAAUGCAGAAGUGCUGGUAUUAAAGUUAUCAUGGUCACUGGCGAUCAUCCCAUCACUGCUAAAGCCAUUGCUAAGUCUGUCGGUAUCAUCUCCGAAGGAAACGAAACCGUAGAAGACAUCGCCAACAGAUUGAAUAUCCCAGUAUCUGAAGUUAAUCCACGUGAAGCUAAGGCUGCUGUUUUGCACGGCACUGACUUGAGGGAACUUUCAUCGGACCAAUUGGAUGAAGUGCUCAGAUAUCAUACUGAAAUUGUAUUCGCCAGAACCUCUCCACAACAGAAACUUAUUAUUGUUGAAGGUUGUCAACGCAUGGGUGCCAUCGUAGCCGUAACUGGUGACGGUGUUAACGAUUCUCCGGCUUUGAAGAAAGCAGAUAUUGGUGUUGCCAUGGGUAUAGCCGGUUCUGACGUAUCCAAACAAGCAGCUGACAUGAUAUUGCUGGAUGACAAUUUCGCUUCGAUCGUUACUGGUGUAGAGGAAGGACGUCUUAUCUUCGACAACUUGAAAAAAUCCAUUGCCUACACUUUGACCUCCAACAUCCCUGAAAUUUCACCUUUCCUUGCAUUCAUCCUGUGCGACAUCCCACUUCCACUUGGAACCGUCACUAUUCUGUGCAUUGAUCUUGGAACUGACAUGGUGCCUGCCAUCUCACUGGCUUACGAGGAAGCCGAAGCUGACAUUAUGAAGAGACCCCCUAGGAAUCCUUACGAUGAUAAACUAGUCAAUUCUAGAUUGAUUUCGAUGGCCUACGGACAGAUUGGUAUGAUCCAAGCGGCUGCCGGUUUCUUCGUUUACUUCGUGAUCAUGGCUGAAAACGGAUUCUUGCCAAUGAUGUUGUUCGGUAUCAGGAAACAAUGGGACUCGAAAGCCGUCAACGAUUUGACUGAUUCCUACGGACAGGAAUGGACCUACCGUGACAGAAAGACUUUGGAAUACACUUGCCAUACCGCUUUCUUCGUUUCCAUCGUCGUCGUACAAUGGGCCGAUUUGAUUAUUUGCAAGACUAGACGUAACUCGAUCGUUCACCAAGGAAUGCGCAAUUGGGCCCUCAACUUCGGUCUGAUCUUCGAGACUGCCCUCGCAGCCUUCCUUUCAUAUACUCCAGGAAUGGACAAGGGUCUCCGCAUGUUCCCACUCAAAUUCGUGUGGUGGUUGCCAGCUUUGCCAUUCAUGUUGUCCAUCUUCAUCUACGAUGAGACUAGACGUUUCUAUCUGCGUCGCAACCCUGGAGGCUGGUUGGAACAAGAGACUUACUAUUAAGUGCAGCGACUGCCAACGCCCUGCGUCUACUCCCCCACAAAUUUUUGUUCACCUUUCUUCUCUAUUUCUAUUUUUAUUAUUACUACUACGAUUAUGAUUGAAUAGAACAAAAUCGAGGGAGACGCAGUUACUCUAUAUAGGAAAUACUUCGUUGGAGAAAUACUUGCGAGCCACCCCCAACACUGGCAGUUCACAACACAAGAUACACGCUCACAUUCGACUGCUUGAAGAACCGAAUGUAGAUGGGAAGCCUUGGAUGUAUAUCAUUGGCGAUGAUCGAAUGCACAAUAAUUUAAAAAUAUAAUAGAAAUACGAAUGUCAAAGAAGAGAGGGAAGAAAGAAAUGAAGGUCACACGAGUUGUUUCUGUAUGUUCUUUGUUGUAUUAGUUCGAUUUGGGCGGCCGUGGCUCGCGCACAUCACUCGAUUUUACUAUUUUCUACGCUAAUUAGGUUUUAAUUUUUAUAAAAAAAAACGAUAAAGAAACAAGACGGGGACUAUUUUCAUUGUGGGCGGGGCAACGAGUGCAAGUAUUCUUCCAACGACAGCUCUGUAAAAUAAAAAAAAUUAAAUGCAUAAAAAAAUGAAUAAUGAGGAAGUAAACAAUUGUUGGUUAUAUAAAUAUAUAGUAUAUAUAUAUUGGUUUUUUGUUUUGUGACAGUCUGAAUCUCAAGCAGUCGAGGUACGAAAGUUACGUUUAUAAUUUUGUUUUCUUUUUACUUUAUUUUUUGUUUAGAUGCAAUAGUGUUUUCAUACAUUCCAGUUGAAAACAGUUGCCUUAGUGCUGUCAGUCCGAGGAGGCGGGGCAACGCCGCAGGUUUCUGUUUUGCCGCGUUACCCCCACUCCACCAUCCGUAGUGUCGAUGUGAAUGACGAGUGUAGUAUUAUUAGGCUUUCAACACUUAGGUUAGCUAGAGUUGUAACUGUGUUGUUAAAUCGUGUUAAGUGUAAAAAAAGUCGUGCUCAAUACAACAUGACUACUAAUCACGAUGAUAAACGUUCAUUAUUACAUACCUAUUUCUUUGUAUAUAGUUUACUCACAGAUUCAUGCAGAUGGGGUAUGCCCGUGCAAGAUUCGGACACGCCCACCAAUUUCUGCCACGCCCACAUUUAUUAAAUACCAACCGCAUAAAUACAUUUGAUCAAUCAAAUUUUUGAAUCGACAGCAUAUUUCAACGCCAAGUAAGCAGAGAGGAAAUGUUCUUGCAAAUCAUUGACCAGUCAAGUUGGGAUUUAAUGUAAAAUCUAUAUUAGAUAUAAGAUGAGGGAGGAAAAGGUGCGUCACGUUGGAGAAUAACCGUUCAGAUUGAAUUUAAUUAUAUCAAACUCACUGAUUUGCAUUCAACAUUCUCCUCUCUCGACUUCAUUCGAGUUGUUCAAAUCUCCAAAUAGAAUACUCCAUCUGGAUAAUCUGUGUUUUAGUAUUAUAACAUGCGGCAAGCGGUACGCCAUAUAAUAUAAAUUAAUUUUUUUAUUAAAUAAAGUUAAACGAUAUAUUGUCAUCUGUCAGAGUAUAUAAUAACUAACUCCCCUGACACUUCAAUCCAAGCAACAACAACAAAAAAAGACAAAGAAAACAAAACAACAAAAAAAAUAUUUAAAAAAAAACGAUGCCCCCUCCGACUGCCUCUUAAUUUUCAACUUGUUUUUAUUAUAAAUAUUAUAUAAUAUAAAUAAAUAAAAUGUAAUUAAGAAUUAAGGAAUGGAAUAUACAAUAAUAAUUAAGCAUGAUUAUAUCAUCGAGAAGAGCGGGCGAGGAUGGCGGACGGUGGAAGAUGAUGGAGAAGAGAAAGAAGGUCAAGAGAAGAGCGUAAUCUGGGAAAAGAAGGCAGGAAUUCUUGAGAGAAGAGGAGAAAGAGGAUUGAAGGCGGGAAGAACGGACGUGGAAGAAGGUGUACCGCUAGUAUCUGCUUCUGUAGAGUCCCUAUUUUCAUAUACUCUGUCGCGCCAUGGUCCGAGACCACCUCACCACGGUAUUGUUAUCUUAUUGUAAAUAUUUUUAAGUGAUCACUUAAUUAUUAAUUUUAUUUUUAUUUUAUUUGUUCGCUUGUGUUCUUUUCACAUUUAAUGUUUUUCAUAAUGUAAUGAAGCUGUAUAAAUUUGGGUUUUAAUAAAAUGGAUGAUAGUAUUACAAA
This is a messenger RNA of Nicrophorus vespilloides, 5298 nucleotides long. It is a transcript of the gene Atpalpha, whose product is annotated as sodium/potassium-transporting ATPase subunit alpha. Gene Ontology annotation, cellular component: membrane. Gene Ontology annotation, molecular function: ATP binding; ATP hydrolysis activity; P-type sodium:potassium-exchanging transporter activity. Gene Ontology annotation, biological process: intracellular potassium ion homeostasis; potassium ion import across plasma membrane; intracellular sodium ion homeostasis. The transcript has 10 exons. The coding region runs from base 13 to 3165 and encodes 1050 amino acids. The record is from RefSeq and is a predicted model, not a curated record. Lineage: Eukaryota; Metazoa; Arthropoda; Insecta; Coleoptera; Silphidae.